CAGCAAACACGUUUAGCUUGCUCGCCUUUCUCACCGACUAGGGAGAGGAGUCUCAGAGUGCAUAGCCGCAGAGAAGACCUGCGGGGGCGUGCAGGGGCGCACAGGCGCCUGCCUCUGCGGGUGGGAAAGGAAGGAGGUGCCCGCGUUUCCGCUCCAGGGCUCAGCCUGCCUUGGCCACCUACGGUAUGGGAGCCUUUAACUUGGAUAGGAAAGGAGAUCGAUCACUCGAGCCUCCACUUGCUAAGCCUGUGGACGCUAGACGCGGGGAUCGGCUGGGAAUGCCUGGAAGCGGCGGCGCGCGGAGCCAGGUGGGAGGAAGAAGAAAUUGUCUAGACGAAUAACAUGAGGUCAUAUAGAAUCCCACUUUUGGUGAUUUCAAGUCAAGAAAGUAAAAGUAAACCAUUGCUAUCUUUCACCUUAAAUAUCCUGUGUUUUAUUGCUCAGAACAUCCAGUUUUUCUAAUACUCAUGAUGUCGGAAGGGAAACCUCCUGACAAAAAAAGGCCUCGUAGAAGCUUAUCAAUCAGCAAGAAUAAGAAAAAAGCAUCUAAUUCUAUUAUUUCGUGUUUUAACAAUGCACCACCUGCUAAACUUGCCUGCCCCGUUUGCAGUAAAAUGGUGCCUAGAUAUGACUUAAACCGGCACCUUGAUGAAAUGUGUGCUAACAAUGACUUCGUUCAAGUGGAUCCAGGGCAGGUUGGCUUAAUAAAUUCAAAUGUGUCUACGGUAGAUUUAACCAGUGUUACCUUAGAAGAUGUAACAUCAAAGAAGUCACCACCACCAAAGACAAAUUUAACCCCCGGCCAAAGUGAUUCAGCAAAAAGGGACAUAAAGCAGAAGACCAGUCCCUACUUUAAAAGUAAUGAUGAUGUGGGGUGCAAAGAUCAAGAUGAGCGGAGAAAUCGUAGUGUGAAAGUCAUUUGUUUGGGAAGCCUAGCAUCUAAAUUGUCCAGAAAAUACGUAAAGGCUAAAAAAUCAAUAGAUAAGGAUGAAGAAUUUGCCGGUCCUAGUCCACAGAGUUCCAAAGCCACAGUUGAUAAGAGUCUGGUUGAUAACUCUUCAGAAAUUGAGGACGAGGAUCAAAUUUUGGAGAACAGUUCUCAAAAAGAAAACGUGUUUAAAUGUGAUUCUCUAGAGUGUAUUCCUGAACAUAUGGUAAGAGGAAGUAAAAUAAUGGAAGCCGAAAGCCAAAAGGCUACCCGGGAAUGUGAGAAAUCAGCCCUCACCCCUGGCUUCUCAGAUAAUGCGAUCGUGUUAUUCUCAUCAGAUUUCACUCUUAGGAAUACAUUAAAGUCUACUUUGGAAGACAGUCUUGUAAAGCAAGAGUGUAUCAAAGAAGUGGUUGAAAAACGUGAGGCAUGUCAUUGUGAAGAAGUAAAAAUGACUGUUGCUUCAGAAGCUAAAAUACAGCUGUCAGAUUCAGAGGCAAAAUCUCAUAGUUCUGCAAAUGAUGCUUCUGCAUGGAGUAACGUCCAAGAGGCUCCUCUGCAGGAUGACAGUUGCUUAAACAAUGAUAUCCCUCGCAGCAUUCCUUUGGAGCAGGGGUCAAGCUCUAAUGGUCCUGGUCAAACAACCGGUCAUCCUUACUACCUUCGGAGUUUCCUUGUGGUGCUAAAAGCUGUACUUGAGAAUGAAGAUGAUAUGAUGCUCUUUGAUGAGCAGGAGAAGGGAAUUGUAACUAAAUUUUAUCAGUUAUCAGCUACUGGUCAGAAGUUAUAUGUAAGGCUCUUUCAACGUAAAUUAAGCUGGAUUAAGAUGACUAAAUUAGAAUACGAAGAGAUUGCCUCAGACUUAACACCUGUGAUUGAAGAAUUGAAGAAUGCAGGCUUUCUGCAGACAGAAUCUGAGUUGCAAGAACUCUCUGAAGUGCUUGAACUCCUUUCUGCUCCUGAACUAAAAUCCCUGGCCAAGACCUUCCACUUGGUGAAUCCCAAUGGACAGAAACAGCAGCUGGUGGACGCCUUUCUCAAAUUGGCCAAACAGCGUUCAGUCUGCACUUGGGGCAAGAAUAAGCCUGGAAUUGGUGCAGUGAUUUUAAAAAGAGCCAAAGCCCUGGCUGGACAGUCAGUACGAAUCUGUAAAGGCCCCAGGGCUGUGUUUUCCCGGAUCUUGCUACUGUUUUCGUUGACCGACUCAAUGGAAGAUGAAGACGCCGCUUGUGGAGGUCAGGGACAGCUUUCAACGGUCCUGUUGGUCAACCUCGGCCGAAUGGAGUAUCCUAGUUACAUCAUCAAUCGGAAAACCCACAUCUUCCAAGACAGAGAUGAUCUUAUCAGAUAUGCAGCAGCCACACACAUGCUGAGUGACAUUUCUUCCGCAAUGGCCAACGGGAACUGGGAAGAAGCUAAGGAGCUCGCUCAGUGUGCAAAAAGGGAUUGGAACAGACUGAAAAACCACCCUUCUCUGAGAUGCCACGAAGAUUUACCACUCUUUCUGCGGUGUUUCACUGUUGGGUGGAUUUAUACAAGGAUUUUGUCUCGGUUUGUGGAAAUACUGCAGAGACUUCACAUGUAUGAGGAAGCCGUCAGAGAACUUGAAAGCCUUUUGUCUCAGAGAAUUUAUUGUCCUGACAGCAGAGGCCGAUGGUGGGAUCGACUGGCCCUUAAUUUACACCAGCACUUGAAGCGCCUGGAACCGACUAUCAAGUGCAUCACAGAGGGGCUGGCGGAUCCGGAAGUCAGAACAGGACACCGCCUUUCACUGUAUCAGCGAGCCAUGCGCCUGCGAGAGUCUCCAAGCUGUAAAAAGUUCAAGCACCUCCUCCAGCAGCUCCCAGAAAUGGCUGUGCAAGAUGUGAAACACGUGACCAUCACGGGCAGGCUGUGCCCGCAGCGUGGGAUGUGCAAGUCUGUGUUUGUGAUGGAGGCCGGGGAGGCCGCUGACCCCACCAUGGUCCUGUGCUCUGUGGAGGAGCUGGCACUGGCCCAUUACAGACGCAGCGGCUUUGACCAGGGGAUUCAUGGCGAAGGGUCCACCUUCAGCACCCUGUAUGGCCUCCUCCUGUGGGACAUCAUCUUCAUGGAUGGGAUUCCGGAUGUCUUCAGAAAUGCCUGUCAGGCAUUCCCCCUGGACUUGUGCACAGACAGCUUCUUCACAAGCAGACGCCCGGCCCUCGAGGCCAGGCUGCAGCUGAUUCAUGAUGCCCCCGCAGACAGCCUGCGGGCCUGGGUGGCAGCCACGUGGCAGGAGCAGGAAGGCAGAGUGGCUUCCCUUGUCAGCUGGGAUCGCUUCACAUCUCUUCAGCAAGCUCAGGAUCUUGUCUCCUGCCUGGGGGGCCCUGUGCUCAGUGGUGUGUGCAGGCGCCUGGCUGCUGACUUUCGACACUGUCGAGGGGGCCUCCCCGACCUGGUGGUGUGGAACUCCCAGAGCCAUCGCUUUAAGCUGGUGGAAGUUAAAGGCCCCAAUGAUCGUCUUUCACAUAAGCAGAUGAUCUGGCUGGCAGAACUGCAGAAGCUGGGGGCUGAAGUAGAAGUCUGCCAUGUGGUUGCAGUUGGAGCUAAAAGCCAAAGCCUUAGCUAAAAGCUAUGGAAUUGGGGAUAUUUGGUCAUACAUUAAUAUUCCCUACAGGAGAAAAUGGAAAUGAGGAGGAGAGAAACUCCGGUGUCCCCAAGGUGUCAGUGUCGUGAGGGCCGCUGGCGUUGAAGUACAUCCUGCUCUGGCCCAGCUCCCCAUAGCAGGCCUCCAGGGGGCCACUGCACUGCUGCCGCAGCAUCCUGCUCAGCACAUCGACCUCAUCAGCCAGGAGGGAGAGCUUGUGAAAGGCCGUGAUGGAGCCACCCAGGCUGAUCUGGGCCUCAGGAACCCAGCGGAAGUAGCACAGUUUCCACAGUUUUAUGUGUGUUCCAGAGACACGUGGCAGAAUAACACCGUGCAGGUUGACGGGUUUGGAAAACCAUUCUCUAAAAUAUUGCUCUGUAUCACUGUUCUGGCUGUCGGUUUGCUGAGGUGGAUCUGGCUUUGGUUUUAAUAUCAAUGAAUUUCUCCUUGGAAGUAAUUCUUGGUCACUGAUGAUUCCAUUCUUUAAGGCAGACGGCAUUCCUCUUAGUGUGGAGCUGUAACUUUUCUAUACAGAAGAGAUUUUAUUAUGUUCCGGGGAUUCCCUUUUUAGAAAGAUUGUAAGGAUGCAAUGGCAAAUAUAAACUCAAUACUAUGAAAAAUUAAUGGAAUUUCAGCCUCAAAGAACAUUUUCCUCCCUUCCUCUGUGUCCUUAUUCUAAUCCUCCUCCCCUGGAAUUACACUUUUUUAUGUGUUGACUCUACCUAGGCUGUUACUAUCAACCUGAAUGGGGACGGGGAUGACAGUAUCUCCUAUCCACUAAUUUGCCUAAGGAUAAGUUCUAAGACGGACUAGAAAAAACCCUAGACCUGGCCGAUUCUAUCAAGAACAAUGGCAAACUGAAUGGAGGCAGUCAGAAGGCCAAAUGUCUGAUUCUUUGUUCUGUACCUUUCAGUACUCUCCAAAUUUUCUACCAAAAAAAAUCCCAAGAAUAUAUUUGGAAAUUAUUAAAAAGGCAAACAAUGAAUGUUAUUAGGACAAGAAUAUAGCAGUCAGGAGGCCAUGACUACAUCACAGCCAGGUGGCAUUCCCUGCCACAGUGGCGGCUUGAAUCAUCAAGAAGUGGAUAAAUGGAGCUUCAGUAAAUUGGGCUUGCAGGCUCAGAGCUGUAAUCUGCCCACUCUCAGGUACUGAGACUUUGUGGGCCUCAGACACCAGGAAGAAAGUCGGGAUACAGUCAUUUGAGUUAAAAAGGGAAUGACCCCUCAGAAACCCGCAUUAGCAAUGUUACUCUUGGAAGUGCCUUUACUUUUAACGCUCUCUGUUCUGAAAAAGAUGUGUUUGGUUAUGUGUGAGCCAACAUCACAUUUUGUUAGCUGUGAUUUACCUUUGUCCGUUUAAAAGACUUCACGGAGCCAUUCUGUAUACAAGGUGUGCUCUUUCCAAUGUAGAAGGGGUUAUGGAAAAGGGUGCGAUCCUUUGCUGUAAACUGGAGAGACCAGUCCCAAACAGAGGGGAAUUUUAAGCCCUUCUCAUCACCCAAUUGGAUAUUUUUGCUUAUAGCAAAUUCCUGCAAAAUAAAUAAAUAAAUAUUUGCAAAACUAAA
Molecule: messenger RNA, 5100 nt
Organism: Symphalangus syndactylus (siamang)
Lineage: Eukaryota; Metazoa; Chordata; Mammalia; Primates; Hylobatidae
Gene: FAN1
Product: FANCD2 and FANCI associated nuclease 1
Biological process (GO): interstrand cross-link repair
Cellular component (GO): nucleus
Molecular function (GO): 5'-3' exonuclease activity; 5'-flap endonuclease activity; flap-structured DNA binding
Source: RefSeq, a predicted model, not a curated record